Messenger RNA from Telopea speciosissima, 693 nucleotides. Its product is annotated as signal recognition particle 19 kDa protein-like. Gene Ontology annotation, molecular function: 7S RNA binding. Gene Ontology annotation, biological process: SRP-dependent cotranslational protein targeting to membrane, signal sequence recognition; SRP-dependent cotranslational protein targeting to membrane. NCBI's taxonomy places the organism in Eukaryota, Viridiplantae, Streptophyta, Magnoliopsida, Proteales, Proteaceae. The transcript is spliced from 3 exons. Gene Ontology annotation, cellular component: signal recognition particle, endoplasmic reticulum targeting. The record is from RefSeq and is a predicted model, not a curated record. The coding region runs from base 28 to 435 and encodes 135 amino acids.
UAUUGUUGUCUGCUUUUUGUAUCAGGUAUGGAUGGAGCAUUGCCUAAUACAAAGAAGUGGAUUGUGCUUUAUCCCAUCUAUAUAAAUUCAAAGAAAACUAUAGCCGAAGGACGGAGAAUUAGCACUACUAAAGCAUGUGAAAAUCCCACUUGUGUUGAGAUCGGUGAUUGCUGCAACUAUCUUAAGCUACCGUCUGUAAUCGAGAUUGAUAAGGCAUAUCCACGUGAUUUCAUGCAAAGAGGGAGAGUGAGGGUAUUGCUGAAAAAAGAAGAUGGAACUUUGUAUAAUCCGGCUAUAGCUUCACGAAAACAAUUGAUGCUCCAGAUUGCAGAGAUGGUCCCCAGACACCAUGGGAGGACCAAGAAACAGGAACCUGCAUCAACAUCAACAACCGGACACUCCAAAUCUGGAAAAGGUGGAAAGAAAAAGAAAUAAAUUGGGUUUUGCAAGAGCAGAAAGUUCUCCAUACCCGCAAUUUUUCUUCUUUUUGCUGGCCCUGGUCAACAAUGUGGCUCACUUAUAUCAGGCUUUGAAUUUCUCAAUUUAAUUGAUGUUUGUACUCUUUCAAAGGAGCACUUGCUCUUGUUAUGCUUUUCAUACUAGCUCCUAGGAGAGUUAAAUUACAGUUUGGGAAUGUUUUUCUGGAAGCCUUCCACAGAAUUUAGGUAGGACUUCCCUAAAAUGUCACUCAAA